Molecule: messenger RNA, 357 nt
Organism: Schistosoma curassoni
Lineage: Eukaryota; Metazoa; Platyhelminthes; Trematoda; Strigeidida; Schistosomatidae
Source: the annotation of a GenBank genome assembly
AUGACAUCUAGAUGUGAUCGUACAAGUUUACAUUUUACUCGAAAUGAUAAAUUUCUAGUAGAUAAAACAGAUUCAUCAUUCAAUUUAAUCACUGGUUGGGAAGGUUUGGCUAUUUUAAGACAUGGUUCAAUGAUGCAAUUCGGUCGUUAUAAAUUUAUAUUUAGUUUAGUCAAUCAUUCUUUACCUUCCUAUCCAUCAUCAACAUCAUCAUUGACGUCAACAUGGUUGACAAUGAAUCAUAGUUCAACACAAUCUUCUUCUUCACAUGAAUCACCAGUACUACUUACAGAUUCUUUAUCAGUAGUAACGAAAGAUUUUUUAAAAUUAUCUAAAAAUAACAAUUUACUUGUUCAAUAA